AUGGCUGACCACAGUUCAUCCAAGUACUUAAACCUCACUCUGCGAGAGCUUGAUUUCCGCGAACCUAUCCCUAAGCGAACCCUCACCCUUGAGGCCCCAGACUGGGAGGUCAGAAUCGGCCGGGGAACUGGGAGUCGUAUUGAGGAACUGACUCCUGCUGAAAACAAUGCCUGGUUUGACUCUAGAGUCCUUUCAAGACGUCAUGCCGUUCUACGUGCGAACCCGACGACCAAGGAAAUCCAUAUUGAAGAUAUCGGUUCUAUGCAUGGCACUUUCGUUGCUGGCAAGAGACUGAAUACAAAUCAAAUGGAGCCCCUUUGGCCCGAGGACACCGUGACAUUGGGCUCUGAUGUGAUUAGAGGAAGCUCCCACUUCAGUGCUCUGAGGUUCAAAGUCAACUGGACUUGGUGCGAUGGAGCUCUUCGCCAACCAGACCCAAACCAGGCGAACGCAGGGAUGUAUCAAAACACCUUCUCAGCAGAUUACACUGAUGAGGAAGCAUAUGGUGAUCAUCCUGCCCAAGUCUUGCACAACCCAAAAGAAGACGAAUACGACUUCCGCGAGAAGAGUAUUGAUUACCAUUCGGAACUCGACGAAGAAGUUCAGGUCAUUCGAGAUUCCGUCCGUGGACCCAGCAUCGAAAUCGUCAUUCCUGGGGUGCGCACCUUCACCGUUCCUGAAUCCGAUGACGCAUCGAAUACUCCAAGUCACGAUUCAGGCGCAGAUGUCUCUGACGAAGACAGCCCAAUCACCAGCCCAUUGAUUCCAAGCCAUAUUCAGGAAGACAAAGACGGCGCCCCGGCAGACAUCCCCCACAUAUUCCAUGAUGCUGGCUUCCACACCACCAAUCCUGAUCACGCAGACCCUUCUCAAGUCCUUGUCCCCAGCUCAGCUCAGCAAGCAGAUCUGCUUCCAACCAUGGACGAGGACGCCCCAGAAGAAGAUUCGUACGGAGAUGAUGAGCUUGAGAACGAAUACUCGGACUCCCUCAGCUCGCUUCAUAAUCCUUCUAUCACGAUUGAAAAUUCUGAACAAUAUCUUGCUCGGACGAGUCUUUCGGGCAUGGGCGAUCACCCAGAACAUGCUCGAGCCCCAAGCCCAUCCGACGCGGCAAUGGUCAAGCCAUCGAUCGAACCUGGAUUCCGUGCUACAUUGGCCGCUCCUCCCUUUCCGAAAUUUGAUUCUUCUGGCCAACAGCCUGUAUUGAUGGACCAAGACGAAACAGGAGGUCGCUUAGGCUCUGCAUGGGCUGGUCACAACUCAGUAUUGUAUGAACCAGUCGCACAGCAUGUUGUAUCGGAACAGACAGCAUCAGCCUCCUACCAUGCUUGUGCUCCUCAUGCGACGCUCUACCCUGAUCUGUUCACAUUUCAAACCCCCACAAUGUCAACUAAAGCACCACCGGCCUCAAGUCUCUCGAUUGCUGGUCUUAUUCGGCAGCUGCAAGCUGUCAAAGACGUGGACGGAGCAAGGAAGCGCAAAGCUGAUCAGAUCUCUUCAGACGAACGUCUGGAUCCAAACACAGCAUCUUCUGACUCGUACUCAUCCGAAGUUGGAGACAUGCUUGCCACGACCGCCACGAGCAAGGUUGGAGGUGCCAGAAGUGUGAUUGAAGACAAGUCGAUAAACCCGUCAACCUCGGCUUCGGAGGUCGCUGAGAGCCCCUCAGCUGAUGAUAUCGAGAUGCCACUACGGAAGAAGGCCAAAAAGGACAAGGUCAAGGCUGCUGAGCAAUGUGGCACCGGCUGUAACAGUUUCGUCACGACGGCUGGAGCAACCAUUGCUGGUAUGGCUAUCGGAGCUGUCGGCAUGUUCAUUGGUCUUCUCGCUCUGCCGGAAGACUACUUUAUGUGA
Molecule: messenger RNA, 1854 nt
Organism: Fonsecaea multimorphosa CBS 102226
Lineage: Eukaryota; Fungi; Ascomycota; Eurotiomycetes; Chaetothyriales; Herpotrichiellaceae
Exons: 5
Coding region: 1-1854 (617 amino acids)
Cellular component (GO): cytoplasm
Molecular function (GO): protein binding
Source: RefSeq, a predicted model, not a curated record